This is a messenger RNA of Pelobates cultripes (western spadefoot toad), 38048 nucleotides long. Lineage: Eukaryota; Metazoa; Chordata; Amphibia; Anura; Pelobatidae. The record is from the annotation of a GenBank genome assembly.
UUCUUCCUACAUACAGGCACAAUUCACUUCUCUAUUCCUUGAACCGGUUGCAACACACAGGAAAAGACGCUGUCUCAAUACUUUCAUGAAAGCUCCUGCUCUCACACACAAACACACACACAUUGAGCAUACAAAUCUCCAAGUCUCUAAAAGAGAGUUGAAGAUUGUUGGCCUUCCGGAGAUAAGAACAGGUAAAAGUGGGAGAACCUUGCCUAAAGCAUGAGAAUGGGAAUGAAGUACACUGAGCUGUUCAUACCAGAUAUAAAACGUCAGGACAAGUGAACUCAUGGAGAACAUCUACUAAGAGAGUCUUCAUUUCGUGGCAGUCUGAAAAUUCCAAAAAAUAUGGAUUAUACAUCACAGCUCUCAAGUCUUCUCAAGUCUUAGCUUUCUAAACAGCAUUACAGAAAACACAACAGAGGAUCAUCAUCAAAAUACAGAAAUUCCAAGAGGUAUUGUAUAAGAGUCACAUUUGUUUUAAGCUAUAUAAGCAUUGCAACAUAUAAGUAAGUUCUCAUGUACUGGUUUUAGUAUGUCUGUAAACAGAAUGGGGAGGGAACAAUAUUAAGAGGUCAAUAUAAAACUGGAAUUGUUAUUUUGGAAGUAAUGUGCAAUUCAAUACGGGUAAGUGGAAUAAUACUGGGAAUGAGAUAUUAAAGAAACACAACAGUCAGGGCCGCAUUUGCCAUAAGGCCACGGUCUCUGAGUGCCAGAUAGAAAUAUUAAAGUACUCCCUCACUUGCCAAUCCAUUCCCUUGCAGUGGGGCCAAAAUGAGAGGAAGAUCUUCCCGGCCCUUUUUGACCUCCCUUACCGACCCACAUCUAUUGCAUGAGAGCAUUGCUGCAGGUUACCACAACAAUGCUCUGAUACAUUUCACAGCGACGGCUGGAAGGAGCUGUCUGCAGCAACAGGGGGUGCAGAGAGCAACAUCUUUCACUGGAAAACAGGGAUCAGGAUUCUCCCCUCCCCAGGCCCGUCGCGACAAGGCAAGCAAACCAAGCAAUUGCUUGGGGCCCCACUAUAACCCCAUCACCGCAUUACAACUAUUAUCAUCCACACCACAGCCUCUAUUCCCCACUACUGUCACUAUCUCCUCACUACUGCCACUUUCCCCCAACUGUAGCCAUUAUCCUCCCAUCACUGCCACUAUCCACCACCCACGGUAGCCAUUAGGUCCCCACUAUAGCUCCUAUCCCCCAACUAAAGCCCAUAUCACUCCACUAAAGCCCCUAUCCCCCACUACAGCCUCUAUCCUCCACUACAUACGCUAUCUGCCACUACAGUCCCUAUCACCCAAUACAGCCCCUAUAACCCUCUACACCCUCUCUCCUUUCUGUAGUCUUUAACACCCACUACAGCCCCUAUCCUCCUACUAUAGCCACUAUCCCCACACUAUAGCUCCUUUCCAACCCACCACAAAUCCUAUUGCCAACACUAUAGCACCUUUCUCCCCCUCAACACACACACACACAACAGCCCCUUUAACCUGCAAACACUAGGGUUAAACAUAAUCAAUAGCAGUCCCAGUUUCUCCACAUACACUCUGCAGCCCCAAUUUUCUUCCCAAACCCAGACACUAUAGCAUUUAUCCACCAAAUGCACUCUGCUGCCUCCAUACACCAAUAUACACCCUACUGCCCUUAUUCCCCAAAACACACCCUAAACUCCUAUGCUCAACAACACACACAACAACCCCACCCUUCAUACAGCGCCUAUUUACAUGCAUACACAUACAACACCGCAAACAGACCUACCAACAUGCACAACUCCACAGCAGCCUCACUCCCACACAUGUAACCCAAAAAGCAUCAUUAUCUCAUCACCCACAACCACACAAGCAUCCUCACUCCACAUACACAACCUCACAAGCAGAAUUCACAUACUUGUACACAAUCUCACAAGCAGCAUCCUCACACAUGUACACAACCCCAUAAGCAGCAUCUCUAGAAACAAGCAACACCACAAGUAGCCCCCUCUCAAAAAUACAAAACAUCAAGCAACCACCCACACUCGCACAACACCACCAACAGCUUCCACACAAACAUUUAACAUUAGUGAUGUCCCGAACGGUUCGCCGAACGGUUUGCAAACAGUUCACCACGGUUCGCCACGAACGGUUCGCCAGUCAGCAGACACAUUCCAGCCAAUCAGCAGCAGACCCUCCCUCCUAGACCCUCCCACCUCCUGGACAGCAUCCAUUUUGAAGCUGCAUUCUUAGUGAGCUGUCCAUGAGGGUCUGGGAGGGAGGGUCUGCUGCUGUUUGGCUGGAAUGUGUCUGCUGACUGGAGUCCGUGGUGAACCGUUCGUGAUGAACCGUUCGGCGAACCGUUCAGGACAUCACUAUUUAACAUCAUAAGCAGCUUCCUGCCAAAAACGCAACACCACAAGCAGCCUCCACACGUUAAGGAAACUCGUUUGGGGCAGCUAGGAGUGUAAAUCCGGCUCUGACAAUAAAAACUGUAUUCCUAACACCAUAGGGUCCCUCAGUCCCCCUCCCUUGCGGCCCCACCAGCAACAAAUAAAGGGUUAAUAACUUUUUUUCACGUCCCUGAUUCCAGUUUCGCUGUCCCUGGGUGCUGCAUCUGGCUUUUUCUUUUCCGGCAUCACAACAAUUCUGGAACAUAACACAUGGGUAGCGAGUGCCGAGGAUUGAAUCAAUGCUUUCCUGUGGGGGAUUUGAAGACAUUGGACAUCCUCAUUCGUAGUGAGAAACUGCAGAAAGCACCUCUAGUGGGUGCCUAGUAGACAGUCACUAGAGGCAGUCUUAACCCUGCAAUGUAAACAUUGCAGUUUAUCUGAAAGGGGACCCGGGACACUGCAACCAGAUCAAUUCAAUGAGAUGAAGUGGUCUAGGUGACUGUAGUGUCCCUUUAAUAGACAUUUGGAGGGCUCCUGGGAAAACAAGCAACAGAAGGAAGGCUUGCAGUUAGUAAACAAAGAACUGGAUAAACAAGAAAGAGAGUGGGUAACAUAUAAAACUAUUUGAGAAAAUAAGACAGCAUUAGGAAAGUGGGCCAAAUCUGAAGAAUAAGCUGUGCUGCCAUAACUAUAGAGCGAUAUUCACAUAUUCAAGGUGUUCAUUGAACAACAAAUAACACGUUGAAAACUAAAACUGAACAACAUUGAGACUAGAACAAUCAAUCUCAUACCUUCCAACAAUUUAAAUUGACAAAGAGGAACACUUUAAUUUCAGGGGAUGAGUGGAGGUGUGGCCAGGGGUGGGGGCUUUUCUGAGAUAUUUUAUGUGACUUACUAAUGACAAUGUAUGCAACUAAAAUGUAAUUUAGAACAAUAACAAUGUAACUUAUUUACAAAGAUUGAUUUCUAAACAUAAUUAUUAUAGUUUAACCCCUUAAGGACUGGACUGUUUUUGCGAUGUUGUACAUUUGCGACCAGGCAUAUUUUUACACUUUUGUGGUGUUUGUGUUUGGCUGGAAUUUUCCGCUCUCUCAUUUACUGUUCCCAUACAAAUUAUAUAUUGUUUUUUUCAGGACAAAAGGGGCUUUCUUUACAUACCAUUAUUUAUAUAAUCUCAUGUAUUUUAAUUUAAAAAAAAUAAAAAAAUAUAAUGAAAAAUUGACUUUUACUUGAAAAAUCUUUUACUCAUCUACAAAAGCGAAUUAAAAAAACUGCUAAAUAGAUUCAAAAUUUUGUCCUGAGUUUAAAAAUACCACGUGUUUACAUGCUUUUUUGCUUUUUUUUUGCAUGUUAUAGGGCUAUAGGUACAAGUAGAAUAUUGCGGUUUCAAAACAUAAAUUUUUUAAAUUUAUCAAUAGUGACAUUGUAACACUAUUAUCUGUCAUAAAUCUCUGAAUAACACCCCACAUGUACAUAUUUUUUUUAAAGUAGACGACCCAGGGUAUUCAAUAUGGGGUAUGUCCAGUCUUUUUUAGUAGCCACUUAGUCAAAAACACUGGCCAAAGUAAGCAUUCAUAUUUGUUUGUGUGUGAAAAAAGUAAAAAAACUAAAUUGAACGCUAAUUUUGGCCAGUGUUUUUGACCAAGUGGUUACUAAAAAAGACUGGACAUACCCCAUUUGCAAUACCUUGGGUUGUUUUCUUUUGCAAAUGGUAUGCCAUCAUGGGGGUAAUUCUCAUUCCUGGGCUACCAUACGCUCUCAAAGGCAACGUAACCAACCUGGCCAUUUUCAAUGUAAAAAUAUUUGACCCAUAUAGUUGACCUUGUAACUUUCAAAAAUGCUAUAAAACCUGUACAUGGGGGGUACUGUUUUACUCGGGAGACAUCGCUGAACACAAAUAUUAGUGUUUAAAAACUGAAAAACGUAUCACAACAAUUAUAUCAUCAGUAAAAGUGCUGUUUGUGUGUGAAAAAUGCAAAAAAAGUCACUUUCACUGACAAUAUCAUCGCUGUGAUAUGUUUUACCGUUUUGAAUCACUAAUAUUUGUGUUCAGCGAAGUCUCCCGAGUAAAACAGUACCCCCCAUGUACAGGUUUUAGGGUGUCGUAGAACGUUACAGGGUAAAAUACAGUGCUAGCAAAUUCAAUUCUCUGGAAUUUCGGCCUGGGUUGGCAGGCAGGUCCCUUAAAUUGCAAUCAAUAAAAUUACUGAAUUAUGUAAAACUAUUACAUAAAUACGCAUGUAGAAUUUAAAUAUAUAUGCAUAUUUAUAUAUUUGAAGUCUACGUGUAUAUUUAUAUAAUUAUUUAUGCAAUUUUGUAUAUGGACAUAUGUAUAUUUCGUAUUAUUUUUAUUUAUUUAUAUAUACAUAGAUAUAUAUACAAAUUCAUUCUAAGUGUAUUUUGAUAUAAAUAUAUAUAUAUUAAUUUUAAAAUACAGUUAGAAUAAAAUUUCAUAUAGAUAUAUAAUUUUUUUUAAUUUUUUUAUUAUUAUUUUAAAUUUUUUUUAUUUAAUUUAAAUUACUUAUUAUUUAUAUUUUAUAAUAAUAUAUAUAUAUACACAAUAUAUAUAGUUAUUAUAUAUAUUUUAUAUAUAUACGUGCGUAAUUUAAUUAUAAGUGUAUUUUUAUAUUAAUAUAAGUACAUAUUAAUAUAAAAAUACACUUAGUAUGACAUUAUAUAUAUGAUAGAUAGACAUAUAUUAUAUAUAUAGAUAGACAUAUAUUAUAUAUAUAUAAUAUAUGUCUAUAUAUCAUAUAUGUAUACACAUAUAUAAUUUUUUUUUUUAUUAACACUAACUUUAUUUUUUUUUUUGAUUUUACACUAGCAGGGAGACUGCCUGUCAGCACAGACAGUCCCCCUGCAGGCAGCACUAUGGACACCUAUUGUGACCAUGUGAUCGCUGUGUUAAGCGAUCACAUGGCCACAGGGGUUCUAAAUCAGUGUGGGGAGACUGUCUGGGCUGCAGGCAGUCUCCCCACAACCGGAGCCACGCUGAUCGCCGCCGGGGGAACGAUGGCGAUCAGGUAAGUACCCCCAGACCGUUAGGACGGUUCAGGACCGUCAUCGGUCCUCAAGGCAAAAAUGCCGAUGACGGUCCUGAACCGUCCUCGGUCGCUAAGGGGUUAAAGACACAUUACUGUGAACAUGAUUGUGUUAUACAUUUAGAAACACCAAUAAUAUGGAGCUCCUAGAAAAGAGGGCCAUUAGGAUGGAAAGGAGGGGAAGAUGGAUUUGGGUCCAAAAUAUCAAGUGUCCCUCCUAAAUAGGGUCACUUGGGAGAAAUGCAUUCUAACAAUUGGUGAGUCAGAGAAUGUUUCCAAAUCAGCUAUUUUGUUUUGUAAUUCAUUUCAGUUCAGUUAUGCUUAUUUUACAUGUUGUUUUUUUUAAUCACAAAAGUACUUUAUUUAGUACAUAACAAAAACUGGGCAGUCAAUCAUUGUGCAGCGUGGACAUGGUACUGUUUAUAAAGGGGAAGAAUUUGCAACUACCUAUUAAAAAGUCUUUGAAAUAUCAAUAGAGGGCUGCCAUCUGAAAUGCUGGAACCCUUUACACAGACCCAGGUCUGUGGAUGCUGAGAGUAUGUGUGUAGUGGACGCAGUGUGUGUAGUGGAUGAAGAGUCGGUUUAUAUUGGAUGAAGUCGCUGUGUGUGUACAGUGUGUGGAUGGCCGAUUCUAGUGUCUCAGACACCUGGGUGCAGAUUUUUUGGGCAAAGCCAUGUGGUCGUGGUCAUCUUACUCUACUCCCCUUUGCAAAUGUCCAGAUAUGCAUGCUUCUAUGGCAACAACUCCAUCUCUACAUCUAUAAGAUCCACCCAUUUUUGUAAUCAAACACACAAUCAGUGGUGUAUCCUGGUUUUGUGCUGCCCUAGGCAGGACAAAACUCAGGCGCCCUCCCCCGCCACCCCCACCCAACCCCUUCCCCCACCUUCUAAAUACACACACACACACACAGUCAGACACAAACACACACACACACACACAGUCAGACACAUACACAAACACACACACACACACAGUCAGACACAUACACAAACACACACACACACACACAGUCAGACACAGACACAGUCAGACACAACACACACACACACACAGUCAGACACACACACACAGUCAGACACAACACACACACACAGUCACACACACACAGUCAGACACAAACACAGUCAGACACAAACACACACACACACAUCAGACACAAACACACACACAGUCAGGCACAAACACACACACACAGACACAAACACACACAUUAACUUUUUUUAAAUUUAAAUCCCCCCCCAACCUCCUUACCUUUGGGAGUGCUGGGGGGGGGGGUCUCUCUCCCUGGUGGUCCAGUGGCUGCAGGGCGGGCGGCGCUGGCAGGCUGGCAGGCGGGCGGCCGGCGAGGGAGCACUUCCCAUGAGCUGACUGCUCAGCUCCCUCGCGCGUCGGCUGCAGAGUGAGGCUGGGAACCGGAAGAUGACGUCAUCUUCCGGCUCCCAGCCUCACUUUGCGGUGCGCGAGGGAGCUGAGCAGUCAGCUCAUGGGAAGUGCUCCCUCGCCGGCCGCCCGCCUGCCAGCGCCGCCCGCUCGGGAUGUCAGUUAGCCGCGAGGCUAACUAGGCAUUUGCCCUGGGCAUUUGGGGGGCGGCGUUUUUUGCCGCCCCCUGAAAAAUGCCGCCCAAGGCAAAUGCCUUGUUUGCCUCGCGGCUAAAACGCCCCUGCACACAAUCACUGGCAGUCACACACUCUCACUGAGAGACACACACUGACAGAUGCACACAUAGACAGACACACUCACUGACAGACACACACAAAGACAGAUACACAUUCACUGACAAACACACUGACACAUACUCUCAAUGACAAACACACAAUCUCACUGAUUUGUAGCACACUCACUGACAGACACUCUCAAUAACAGACACACAAUCUCACUGAUUUGUAGCACACUCAUUACAAUAUACACUCCUAGACUCUAUCACUCACACCUUUACCUGCCCCCCACUGCCACCGGACCCCCAGCAGUGAUGAUACCAUCAGGAGGCUUCACGAAUUGGGCAAAGUCCCCAAACAGUGACAGUAUCGCUUUAAUUACAUCUUUGCCACAAAUGGUCAACUUGUUGUCUGAUUAUAAAUUGCAGAGACAUGUUGUGAAUGCUAUGGAAAUUAUUGAAUUGGGAUAGUUAUAAAGCAACAAAUACUACUGGCAAAGUUCAAAGCAGAUUUGCAGGGCUAUUUACUAUAGUGAGAAUGUAAAGUUAAUUCAAUGUGAAUUUCAAUAUAAUUUCCAAAUCCCUCUCAGUUCGGCUAAUCGGGCAUUCAGAAUCAAGCUCAUCAGCACCAACAAAACAGGCCUGCGGAGUUCCACAAGGAUCCAUCUUGUCUCCCAUGCAUUUUGCAAUUUACUUGUUACCACUCGGGGACAUCAUUAGGCGACAUGGCCUAAGGUAUCAUUGUUACACUGAUGACACACAACUCUACUUCUCCUUUGCUGCAGAUACCACAGACCGAACAUGCUGCAACAACAGUUGCUUAGCAGACCUCAUAGAAUGGAUGAAUGUUAGUUGGCUUAAAGUGAACCCGGACAAAACAGAGUUACUUUUGGUCAGGGGACCCUGGGCAACAAAAAUAUCCCAUGAUUACCAACGACUUGGAGCUUGGAGGCUCUGAAUUCAUCAGUUUAUCAAAAGUACGAAACCUCUGAGUGCUGAUUGACUCUGGACUAUUUAAACAGCAGAUUUCCUCUGUAAUAAAAUCUGCCUACUUUCAUCUGAAAAACAUAGCCAGGAUACAACACUUAAUUCCAAUGUUAUGCCAACAUUAAUCCAUGCAUUUGUAUCCUCUCGGCUAGAUUACUGCAAUGUACUUUACUUGGGCCUCCCAGAAAAAUAACUCCAUCGCCUUCAGACUGUACAAAAUACAGCAGCCAGAUAAUUGACCAAUCAAACUCGCUCCUGCCACAUAACACCUGUUCUUCACUCCCUGCAUUGGCUUCCAAUUAAAUGGCAGAUUUGACAUAUUUUAAAAUUGGCCUGCUAACCUUCAAAGCCUUAAACAAUCAAGGCCCACAGUACCUGAAAGAGCGCAUGACACCCUACAUUUCAUCCGGUUCACUUCGGUCAGCCAGCAAAUCCUUCCUGUCAGUGUCAAGAAUAAAGACAGACUCAGGUUUCAGGGCAUUCAGCCACGCUGCCCCUACUUUCUGGAACUCUUUACCGUGCGCAAUCAGAGAGGCACCGUCUUUAAAAAAACUCUUAAAAAAAAAGCUAAAGACCCACCUCUUCCAUCAUGCAUUCAGUCUCAGUCCGCUCAGCUGACCUUCAGAAACUCCUAACUUUUAUGUCUUUAUGUUUGUAUACUUGUAAAGUGCUUUGAGUCUCACAGGGAGAAAAGCUCUAUAAAAAUAGCAAAUUAUUAUUAUAUUAUUAUUAUUUAAUUUGAAAUUCAAUUUAAAUUCUCACUUUAGUAAAUAACUGUUGGAAUUUUCUCUUCGCCUAUUUUUGUGUAUAAUUAGCUCUUUGCAAAAUGAGUUUAUAGGAUGAUUUAUAGGUAGCAGCAUUGACAUGAAUACAGGACAUAAAUACUUUGAUUUAAACAUUUUAACCUAGUAUGUGUUCCUGGGUAUUAUAAGUCACCUUUAUCUGUUUCUUCGUUUUCUAGAUAAGUAACAAAUAUGGGAAGUCCCGGCAUUAAAAAGACCUUAUUUGCUUUUCUCUGUGCCCUGAUGUUCAUUCAACAUACUCAAGGUCUGUAGGCAUUCCUUUUCAUGAUAACAUGUUAAUGCUGUUAUAGAAAUGACUGGCUUUAUGAAUAAGAACAUUUUGAUUUAUAUUAAGAAGUAGAAAGAUCCAAAUAUUUGAUGAUGUCCUGACUUUCUUACUUCUGCAUGUUUCACAAAAACCAAAAUCAAAGCAAAAUGCACAGUUGGCUGAAUAUCAAGGGAAAUCUGACAAGCUGGUAUCUUCAACUGAGAUGUGUCUCCACAAUGGGUAGUGAGUCAGAGACUGCCUUUCCCUUACAUUAUCUUUCGGUGGUUAGAGAAAUGCCAUAGGAGGUGGCCCAACAAUCCUUUGGGUGUUGUUCAUUAAAGGGAAUGUGAACACCAAAUUGCAAAUGUUAGGACAAAAUAACUGGGGUUAAUAUAAGCAUCAUUACCAUUUGUAGUGGUUAUGAUGUUCGGAGCACCCUGGCAACAUUUCCAAGUAUUGAGGCAAAACGUUUUGCAAUGGUUUGCACUCUUACAUGAAGAGCCACCUGUAAUGGCAGCUGCAAACAGCAGAAGCCAGAUGCCAAACACCAAUCCUGAUGCUCAUUCAUUGGCUAAGAGUACCAGCUAAAAGCAUUCAACCAAUGAAUGAGUGUCUGUGCAAAGAAAUAUGACCAAAAUAUUUUUUUUCCAGGCUGGCUAAUGACGCUGCAGUAGGUGAAGUUACACCUCUGGCAGGUAGAAUAAAUAUCCCCAUUGUGCAGCAUUUCAAGCUGAAACACAUACAGACUCUAAGCACCAUUACCACUUCAAAACACUGAACCUCCAGCAGUUUUGUGGCACCUGUUCCACAGUCCCAGGUCAGUUCCCUGGCAUCCUGCAUUCAUGGAUAUCAGGGAAUAGUCUACACUUCCCAGCAAGCAUAGGUUAAGCACAUCAUUAGACAUACUUGAGCUGUACUCAGGGUAGGGCUGGCAGCCUUAGGCCUGGAGGGCAGAUCCAGUCAAGUGGCUAAUUGCACCACCAAAUCAGCUCACCAUCCAUGCCCACCCUUUCCUGGGUUUAUAACGGAUAUUGAUGUUAUGCUAAUCAGUAGCUCUUUGCCAUACCCAAUCUGCGGCGCCAUUAUGCAGCAGCACUCUGACCUUUUCAGAAUCUGGUUUCUGCUGGGGGACCUGAAGAUCUAGGAUAGGUUUUAACCCAUUAAGGUAAUAGAGUGCCCGGGGGCCUACUGGCACCAUAACAACUUAAUUUAUAUUAAAUUGUUAUGGUAAACAGUGUUCCUUUAAAAAUAACCAAUAUGUCUAUGUUACGAACACUGGUAUAGUAGAUACCCUGUUCGCCUAUUCCUCCAGAACUGCUGAGCCUGUGUGAUUAUAGCUGCAGUUCGGGUGUAAAGUCAAAUAGUUCCAGACGAAUGCAGCAUCCAAGUAGUUUCUCCUCAGCAAAUAGACACUUACCCAAACAUGAGCCUAGACUUCAUGAAAGGUACAACAGGAAUGAAUUUUAAUGGUGCAACACUGGCUUUUAUGCAAGUCCCCAUGCAAGGGGCACUCCCACAUGGACCUUGUGGGGGACAGGGACACAAAGGUUACAGUCAAUAAUAUUACAGUGACAAAGUUUGACACUCCCAAUACAAACAGACAAUCCCCUCCUCUCUGUCUGUGAGAUAAUUGAGUCAGCUAUAUUAAUAAAUCAAUUAUCUCCAGGCAGUAAAAACAUAUUUUCCCCAAAAUGUAGAAAGUACCCUAAAACACAUAGCAUCCCCUGAUAGCGCUGAUCUGGGUGACCAACAUAUCCAAAAAUCACCCAGACCAGUUCAGGGGUUUUCAAAUUUUAUGGAAGUCCCAUUUGUACCGACCGCACACGAGGCUCCUGCCCAGAAACAGUUCCAUGAGUUUAGGCUGUGCGGUCGGUCUAUUUCGAAAAGUCAUAAAACCGAACAAAUGCAUGAACCUUUGCUCUCCUUCUGUUCUUCUCUCCUUUCCUUCUCCUCUCCAUUUGCUCUGCUCUGCUCUCCCUUUGCUCUCCUUCUGCUCUGCUCUCCUCUACUUCUCCUCUCCUUUUGCUCUGCUCUCCUCUCCUUCUGCUGUCCUUUCCUUUCCUUCAGCUAGUCUCCUUCUCUCUUUUUCUUCUUUUCUCCUUCUUCUGGGCAUGGCAGGCGAGGGAAUGCAGGGAGGGGUUGCGUUGUGGCGUGACGUCAUCAGCGUCACAGCAUGAUUUGCAGUUAGCUGGUAAUCAGCACUAUCCGCGUAGCAACAAGACGCGUAUUGGCCAAUGGGAAAGGAAGCCGUUGGUAAGUUAAUAUUGGUGAAGCACUGCAGCUCUCUGAUUACAUGGUUUAGGUGGCCGCGAGGCCCCUUUUAACACAAGGCCUUAUGCGGCUGCCUAAAUUGCCUAAUUAGUGAGCCGCCUCUGCCAAAGAGAUCCUGUCUCUGUCUCCGUGGCAGGCAAGCAGGCAGAGACAGCGGGCAUUUUGAACAUGAUUUAGGGCAGCCUGGGGGGCAUUUGAUUCCCUGCCCCCCAUCCCAGUCCGCCCCUGGUGGUACUGAGGGCACUAUGACCAUGCAGAGUUCUUCAAUAGUGCUCUCUGCAUGGUCUUCCCUCUGUGGAACCAGCUGCAAGGCUGUGAGUCAGCUUGCUGUGCAUCCAUGACAUGCCCAUUAUUUGUUGCAGGCAUGCCACUUUAGUCUGCCAACUCAUUGUCCUGAAUUUAUACCCCUCAAUGUUGGAAAGUAUAUAUGUUCAAUUAAAUACACAAGGUUUUCAACUAUGUCCAACUGCCCUCAGUUUUAAUAGAUGCGGCGAUGUCUGAUGUCACCGUGGCUCUCUAACCUUCCAAGUCCUGUUAUCAAUUAGCACACUGUCUUUAUGUAGGUUCAGCCUUGCUGGAUUCCCUGAAUUGUGUUAAUGACUACACAUCUCAAUGGAGGUGUCAAUGGAAGGAAAGCAGAGCAUCACAAGCAAUUAUCCCAAUGAACCUCUACUACUGGAGAAACAACAACAGGUCAGUCUAUGCUGAGUCAGCACCGACGGUCAGGUGCGGGAUUGACAUUUAGACAUCCAAAGGGAGGGGAAAGAAAGGUGUAGUCUGACACUUAAAUCAUUACCAUGUACAAAUAUUUUUUGAAGACAUGAUUCGAUUUUCUGAGAUCCUAAUUAUAAAAUCAGUUCCACUAGAUGUCUACCUUUACUGAUAGACGCAUUCCAAUGAGGAACAGAGUAAGAAAGAACAUACCAGUAAACAAAAGUCUAUAGAGAUAAAAUAGAUUGGUAAUAUAGAUUGAUGGAUGGACAGACUGAUAGGCAGAUGGAUGGAUGGACAGAUUGAUGGAUGGACAGAUAGAAAGAAGAGAGAAGCGGGGAAGAAUUGUCUACAAACUUCUGAUGGCAUGCUCUUUUGUUAGUGAUACGAAGGAGCUCUGUAUUAUCUCUGAGACCAAACAAGAUGCGGGCCCCAACCUGAGUCAAAACUGCCAUAUAAAUUCUACAUUUUCUUUCCGUAUGAAGGACAGCUACAGUUUUCUUCCAGAAAGAAUCAUACAGAAGGAAGCCACCAUCAUACCAGCCUAUAGGGGUGAGUGGUAACAGAUUGUAUUUAAAAUAAUGGAUCUCCAAGGGAUGACAUACAAAUAGGGAAGUACAAGCCAAUAAAAUGAGAAUUGUGAAAAAACAUAGAGAUACAAUUUGUAUACAGAUAAAAUGAAAAUGAUUGAAGAGAAUGUAUAUUGAUGGUAAAAAGUGCUCUUUGAAAUGGGAAUAAGAUAUAUGAACUGUGUAAAUGUUUAUGUAACAUUUUUGGAGGUCGUGACUGUGUCACAUGUAGAAAACAGAAUGAGGGGAAAGUACCUGAGAUUGUUUUCAGGGUUGUGUAUGAAAUGAGAAAUGCCAAAUAGAAAAGAACAUAUGGAAAAGAACAUAACACUUUUCUUUCAAAAUAUAUAUUGCAUUAAAUAUCAAAUGCUUAUUAUUUGAUGUGAUUAUUGUUAAAUUAUUAAUUAAUGUUGUAGAAUAGAUUUUAAGUUAUGUUUGUCUUCUCCAAUUUAUUACAUUUCUCCAGUAAGAACUUCACCCCCGGAAGGACUAAGACUCCAAAUGAUUAACAAUGGGUCGAUCAUUCUGAGUUGGAAGAGUCCUCUUUACUUGGAUCCAAGCCUAUCUCUGCUCUACCAGAUAUCAUAUCAUAGGCAUGGCUGGGAGAAAUUGGAGGUAUAGUGAAACCCACCAUUAUUAUCAUGGUGGAACUUCUACUUAAUAAUAUUCUUGAGUCACAUGCCUUAAAUAAAGGGGUUUAUUUACUAGAAGGUGAGCUAGCAGGAGUGUAUAGAAUACAGUACGCCCAGGUACCUCACCUUUGAAGGUGGAUUUAUUCUGCCUGCUUCUUUGUGUGUUUUCUUUAACGUCAUACACCCAACUAGCUAGUUAACCGUGUGCAUAGCUUUCACAUGAAUCCACCUUAUCUCUCUCACCAGCCCCUCUCCUAAGCUCCCAUUUUAUUACAUGCCCUCUGUCAUAUACUCUCAGUCUGUUACAUACCAUCGUUCAAUCACAUUCACCUAGAUGUACACUCUGACACCCCGCACAGUCACAUACAGCCAUCCAACUAGUUACAUUCACAACCCCAACUGAAAUAUGUAUAUUUACCAACACAUUCGCUCACCCAGUAAUAUGCCUACCCAUAGUCUCAGUAACCCACUCUGUCACAUCUUACCCAUAAUCCACUCCUAGCCAUCUAGUCACCUACACCUACCAUCACACCCAGUCAUAUAGCUCCAUGUACCUAGCAACCUGUAUGUAUCUAUCAAAGGAGUCACAUUCACACACCCACUACCCAUUUCCUACAGGCCCUCAUAGAUACAUUAUAUACAAAAACAUUUCAUUAAUGUCAACAGUUUUAUGGUUAAUCAUGACCACAUUCCCCUAGAUUCAUUCCCCUAUGUUUUCUAUCAUGUAUUUUAUUAUGAAAGGGGUAGGACAUAUACAAAGAGACAACCUCAUAAGAGGGAAAGAGAUGUGGAAAAAGAAGGGCAAUUUAGCUACAUCCUUAUCAGCUCUCCAGUGUCAUUGGAAGAUUGUACAAAAUGGACACUAAUAAGGCAGAAGUGUUACUUCACAUUAUCAAUGCAGCUCUGAGAUGGGAGUAGCCCCUCAGUGUCACUUUAAUAUCUCAAUUUGCAGUACAUGCACUUCAUGCAUUGCCACCAUUUAUUGCAAAAGUGAAUUGGAAUUCAGAAAAUGCUGUAUUAUAAGUUAUUAUUACAUGGUUUAUAUUUGGGAAAUUUAACAGAAAAUUAGCUGUUUCCAGAAUCCCUCAAUUUAAACCCAGUUUUAAUAAAAGUACUGUAGGCAGUACAGUACCUUUUAAACCUGGAAUUUGGUCUCAAAACCAUUAUCAGUGGGUUGCCAUUUGUCACUACAGCCAAAUACUAUGGAGAAUAAUUACACAUUAAUUUAAGUGUAGUUUUUUAAAUGUAAAUAAAGACACAUUUGGAGACAUUUUCUAUUAAUUCCAUUGUACUUAGUCAUGGUUCUAACAGGAAAGCUAUAUAGUUUCUUAUUUUUCCUAUUUCCAUAAUUUUAAUAAACCCACGCUGUAAUAAGUCUUACUGGGCAGCAGAUCAUAUAAUUAAAUUCCCCAAACGAUCUUCAAUGGUAACACAGAUUCUUAUAAUAUUGAUCAGUUGCAUAAUCACAGUCUAUCUUACUAUACAGGAUGCUAUUUCACUUAAUGUUGUGGAUGAGUUGGAAACCAGUCUCAGCCUCUCGGAUCUACUACCUGGAAACACCUAUCUGUUCCGUAUACGUACCCGGCCCCAAGAAGGACAACACUACAAGGGAUCUUGGAGCAAGUGGAGCAAAGAACUUGCCUGGGACGUGCCUGAAGGUAGCGAAUGAUAAAAUGUAUGAGAUUCACUCAUUGGACAGAGAUUGCCAGUUUAGGAGGCAAAAUGUUACCAGAUAGUAAUUAAUGAUGUAAAAUCACACUUAAUGAAUAUUUUACAUGUAUUUUUGACCUUAAUGAAAAUUGUCUCCCAUUCAGAAUGUUAAUGUUUUCUUAUUGACAGACGAUAAGGCAGCACCUCGAAAUCUGCAGUGUGAAUACGAUGGUAUCAAUACGAUGAUCUGUAGCUGGGAGGUGAGAAGAGAGGUCAAUUUAUCAUUCUCCUACGUGUUGUAUUACACUGAAUAUUCUGAUCAGACAUCUGGUGCCACCAACAUGACAUCUGCUACUGAGUAAGUUACACAAAAGACUUUUGCAAAAAAAGAAAAAUAAUAAUAAUAAUAUCAAAUUAUUUCGCUAACCAAUUAAUGUCUCUCCUCUGAUACAUUCUUAAUUUUGCCUUCAUUCAUCCUUAUUAUACUCACAUAAUAUUUACAGACUACGUCAACCGUCAUACUACAUGCAACCUAUUUCAACCUGGAACAAAAUGUACUCUUACUUUACAUGUUAUGUAUAUAUCUGUAUCCCAUCUCCUUUAGAUUGUAAGCUUGUUUGAACAGAGUCCUCAUUAUCUUUUGUUCCUGUAAGUAAAACUUGUAAGUCAAACUUAUUUGUCUGACUUGUGAUGCCAUUGUACAAUAUUGCAGUACACUUUGGCGUUUUUUUAAAUAAUAAUAAUAAUAAUAAUUAUUAUUUUUGUUAUUAAACCUGGAAAUAUGCAUUUAGUUUUUCAUUGAUUUUGAUGUUGUUGGUUAUAGAUGUUAUAACCCAGUUUAAACUUGCUUAACCCCUUAAGGACCAAACUUCUGGAAUAAAAGGGAAUUAUGACAUGUCACACAUGUCAUGUGUCUUUAAGGGGUUAAACUUCAAAUCGGAAACAACUAGAGGGGUGGAUUUAGAAGACAAAAACACCCAGGACUUCUCAAACGAGCAUUAUAUUAGUUACAAACUUUGUUUUCAUUAUUUUAGUUAGUUUAUAGGAAAUGCAAGCUUUUUUUUUUUCUGGGAGUAAGGUGUUUUAGCGUCCCAGGAUUACUACAUACUUGUCAGGCAUUGUCCACUUUAUUGAUUUAAUUUAUUUGGCACAAAUUUCCUUGUUUCUUAUGCGAUUUCUCAUGCUUUCAUUAACGUUGUCUGUAUAACAUAAUCACUUUAUUAAACCCUUAAGGAGUACCUAGUUCAUUUAAAAGCCAUGUUCUAUAAUGAACCACCUACCUCCCAAUUAACUUCUAUCGGUCUUGCACAUCAGCCACUAAUAUAUGCUUGUUGCUAUAUAAAUAUAUAUUUUUUAAAUUAUUGGCAAUGUUUGAAUUUAUGGAAUGUUGCCAUAUAUAAAUAAAUGCAUGUCUUUAAUCAGGAAUAUUCUGUGUUUUUCAGUUAGCCUUUGAUAGCCAAAUUUACACAUGUUACAUUAUACAUGUUAGCCAACUGCCCUUACCAAACCAAGUUACUAAUGCCCUAAUCGCUGCUAAAUAUACAAGUCAUCACUAUCUCUCAAUUUUCCUCUACUACUCUGCUGCCUUUGAUACUGUUAACCACAGUCAUGGACUCUGUGACAUUGUACUUCCCUGGCUUUCAUCCUAUCUUUACAAAUGCUCAUUUAGUGUCCCCUUCACUGGUGCUACCUCCUUCCCAUUGUCUGUCUCGGUUGGUGUUCACCAAGGCUGUGAGUUUGGUUUUACUCCGCCCCUAUCUGUAACCUUAUUAACUUUUUUGGAUUUCAUUACCAUCUGUACGCUGAUGAUACUCAUAUUACCUCUCCCCACCUGACCUCUCUCAUGCCUUUCUGGAACACAUCACAAACUUCCUGAAUGUCUUACUCUUUUCUAAAAUACAAUUUUUGGAAAACUGAACAUCUUAUCUUCCGUUACUCAAAUGAUCCUUUUGCUACGUUUGACUCAGGUCUUACCUUUUCUCCUCACAUCCAGUCUGUCUCCAAAUCCUGUAACAUCCACCUUAAAAAAAUGGUCCGCAUUCACCCUUUUUUAUUCAAUAUACAACUAAGGCACUUGUUCAUGCACAUAUCAUUUCCUGACCGGACUCUUGCGACACACUACUUAUCACCUUUCCAAAUACCCGCAGUGUCCCUCUUCAGUCUGAAAUUAGGCUCAUCAUCCUGACUGACCACUACUCCCACACUUCAUCCCAUUGCCAAUCAUUACAUUGGCUUCCUGUAACCUUCAAGGUCCAUUUCAAACUGCUAACACUAACCUACAAAGCCCUCACUAACUCCACUCCUCACUACAUUUCCUCUUUACUCAACAAAUACACAUCUCCUCAUUCCCUUCACUCCUUGAGCGAUCUUUUCCUGACAUCUGUUCUUUUCCGCACUAUCAGGUUUUUCAACGACUCUAUGCCUUUGAAAUGUCCUACAUCACACUCUACCUUAUUCUUCAAUCCUUCAAGAAGUCACCGAAAACAUACCACUAUAGGAAAGCUUACCAUCUUCCUGGGUGACGCUUCUGAUUUCACUGCCCUCAGUACCCCCCGCCUCCAUAGCCUAGCUGAUUCUCUCUCCUUCCACUGUUAUUUUGCUCCACACACCACUUUUACUAACUUAUUUCAACAUAGGCAUCAUAUCCAUCAGUCCCUCCUCCCCUCUGACAUGUGGUUAUUUCUCUUGUGUGUCUUUACCCCAUCUUCAUAGAUUGUAAGCUUGUUUGAGCAGGGCCUUCUUCACCUCUUGUCUCUGUUCAUAUUUUGUAUUUUAAUAACUUGUUAUCAAAUUCUUCCUUUUUAUAAUUGCAAAAUGCUGUGGAAAAUGCUGGCAUUAUAUAAACGCUAAACAUUAUCUCUGAAAUGCUAGUGCAUGACAUAAUUAAAUAUGUGUAGGUGGGUCAAUUAUAAAUAAACACAAGUCAUCACCAACAUCACCCAGGCAUGCCUAUGUUUUUCCAUUCUAUCCAUGAUCUUUAGCAAUACCUUUCUAAAUUUAACUAACAUAUAAUUAGCUUUUCACCUGUUGAUCACCAACAAUUACCAGCAACUGCUUUACAAUCAAUAUCUUGUUUUAUCCUGUAUAGGGAGAAGAAAUGCCUUAAUCUAAACAGUUCUUCUGUCACUGAAGCUCCAUAUGUACGUUAUUACUGUGCUUUUAAUGUACCACGGAACCAGGCUAAAAACUCCUUCAGCCUCCAAAUCAGACCACAGGAGCAAAAGAAGACUUUCAACCAUUCUCAGACUAGUAAGUGGCUCAUAAGUAAAACUGUCGAGUUAAUUAAUUAACAACUUAUUAUAUUCACUCACUUUGAAAAAGAUGCACAAGUGCAAAUAUGGCUUAUUCACUAAAGUCAGAAUUGUUGAGAAUUUAAAGUGAUCUAACUGGAACCAUAGGUGACCUGGGGAAUUUAUACACCGUACAUCUAUUUUGGCCUUAAAGGACUACUGCCACCUUUUAAUAUAAUCAUUCAUCAAAUUCUGAAAAGAAAUAGAAAAAAUACGUAUAUGUAAAAAUAAAAUGAGAAAAAUGCAUCCCUAACUUUAAUAUAAGACAAGAUCCUUCCGCAAUAUAUAUAUACACAUGCACUUUGGGUCGGACAGUGUUUGAAAGCCAUCAGUUAGUCUCUAUAGUGCAGCCUGCUUCUCUGUAGGGAGUGAAGUGGGGAAGACCACAGAGACUAAUAGUUUUUAAAACACUGUCUGGCUGUAGGGCUAAAGGAUCCUGUCAUAUUCGCAGUGUAAUGAAGAGUUUUUUAAAACAUUUUUACAUAUACUUCAUUUAAAAAAAGAUAUAAAUUUUCUUUCAAAACUUAAAGAAAGGAUUAUUAUAUUAAAAAUAGUUUUGAAGUGACAGUUGUUUAAAUUUUACAUUUGCUUUGAAUUCAUUACUAAACUCUCUUUAGCGAAUAGUUCUUUCUUUUUUUUGGUUUCAAUUGAAGUUUAGUGGAUACUCUCCAUUAGAAAUAAAGUGGAUUCAUGUUUUUAAAAGUUCAAGUUCACAUUUUUGUUCUACAAAUCCAUAAAAUAUUAUACUCUAUGAAUAUUUUCUUUUCUUUUUUUUUUUUUAUUUAAAUUUUUUUUUUUUUUUAACAUAGGUAAUGCACAUAUUGGUUUCAACGUAUAUUUUAACAGUACAGAUAUGUCAUGUAAUAUUUGCGAAGGUAUAGUGAUACCGUAUAAGGCGUGGGUACAGCGUGUUACAUUACUCAAAAUAUUAAGAGAUGAUAGUAAUUCAACAUUGAUAGUAGAUAAUAAUAUACAAUACAGUAUAGGUGCAUAUUGAAACGUAGGACGUUGGUCAGCGGAAGUAUGAGUUUCAUGGAGUUAGUCAGGUUAGGCUGAUCAAUGUUACAACGUAAGUAUCAAAACACAGUAGCCACUAGUAUAAGCUUAAGUAGUAACUGUGAGAUAUUGCUCGGUUCAGUAGAACGCCAUUUGUAUUGGUGUAGCCUUGCGGAAGCUUCGGUUCCUUUCUUUCCCCACAUCUUACGUCUAACCUUUAAAGCCCUUGUUUGUGCUACUGAGUCCUGAGUCAUCCCUGGUGUCAGGACUGUCACUAAUAAGUAGUCAUCUAGAUUCGUCCAUGUCAGUUCUCGGUUCCCACUGCGCUCCCGGAUGCCCGUGGUCUUGCCCGACGCCAUCCCUCCCUCACCCCCCAAACCCUCGCCGUGAGGUUAUCAUGGUUUAUUGUCUAGUGUGGCUCCAGUGUCGUGAAUGUAUUCCACGGUGCCCAAGUUUUGGUGUAUUUCACAUAGUUCCCUACUUUAGCCUGCGUUAUACCUUCUAAUUGUUUCGUGUCUUCCACCCUCUGGAUCCAUUCUCUGAGCGAGGGGAUGGUUGGCUGCUUCCAAUAUUUGGGAACUAGUUGCGCUGCGGCCAUGACCAGGUGAUGUAAAAGUGCCGUUUGUAAUUUUGAUAAGCCCCGGGGGGGCAGGAGGAAGAUGUACUGGUCUGGGGCUAAUGGGAAAUUGGUCUGGAAGAUGCUGAGAAUGAUAGUGUGAAUUCUGUUCCAGAAUUUCGCUAUUUUCGGGCAUUGCCACCAUAUGUGUGCAUGAUGUGCUCCUGGUUGAUCGUAUCUCCAGCACUUGUCUGUGGACGUGUUGUGGAUCAUGCAGAUUUUUGCUGGUGUAUAGUGCCAACGUGUUAACCGUUUAAAAUUACUCUCUUGCGCUGUCAGCGAUAUGGUGGUAUUAUGUGCCGCUUUAAGGAUGGAUUGCCAUUGUGGGCGCGUGAACUCUACUCUGAGUUCCUCUGACCACUUAGCUGUAUAACUUGGAAGAUUAGUUGCCUGUGACUCCCUAAUUAGUAUGUACAUGGUAGAUAAAACUUUUCUAGAGAACGGAUGGGAGGAGCACAGUUGUUCAAAUUUUGUCAGGGGCCUGUCCCCCACGGGUAGUAGGUUGUGCGCCUUGAUAAAGUGUUUCAGUUGGUGGUAAUGUAAUUGUUGUAAUACCGUCGGGGUGUCAGUCGGUAGGAUGUGGUUCAAAGUUUUAACUUUACUGUCCUGGAUAACAUCGCACAAUUUUAGUGUCGAGCUAUUGUGAUAGAGCUCGAACGAUUUGCCCGAGUCUCCUUGUUGGAAGUGAGGAUUAUGUGUAAUUGGGUAUAGCGGGGAUGGGACUGGGGAGAGGUCUAAAGUUUGUCUGAGUCUAUGCCACAUUUUAAGGGUUGUGUCGACUGUCGGGUGGUAGUAAUGGAGUCCCUUUCGUGAAGAUAUAGGGUCAGGGUGGGACCAGGCGCAGAUGGAUAGUGGGGUUCUGGAGAGAGCGUUCUCCAGGAUAGCCCACUGUUGGAUUUGUGUGUUUCUUGUCCAUUCGUAAACCCUCUGUAGGUGUAUUGCCUGAUGAUAAAGUUCAACAUCGGGGAGAUUUACUCCUCCUCUUUCCUUACUUCUAGUCACGGUGGCGUGGGCCAAACGUGGUGAUAAGUGUGCCCAUAAAAAUCUCGUGAACAUGGACCUGGUCGUGUUGAAGAAUGUGCGUGGGAUAGCAACAGGAAGAGUCUGUAGGAGAUAUAGAAUUUGAGGAAGGAUGUUCAUUUUAAGUAUAUUGAUCCUACAUAGCCAGCCGAAGCAGGGCUUAUGCCAUGUCUGGAGGUCUUUAGUAAUGACUGCCAAAAGAGGGGGAAAAUUCAGUGCAUAGAUCGACUCUAAUUUGUUCGGUAUGUGAACCCCUAAGUACUUAAUGGACCGCGGCGCCCAGUUGAAAUUAAAUUUAGACUGUAGUAUUGCGUCCAUGGUUCUCGCGGUGUGAAUUGGUAGAAGGUCGCAUUUAGUGAGGUUCGCCUGAAAGUUGGAGACCUUACCAUAUGUUUCCAUCUCCGCUAUUACAUAGGGUAACGUCGAGAGCGGGUUCGCAAUUGUAAACAAAAGGUCAUCGGCAAAAGCCGUGACUUUGUACUCCUGUUUGUCAAUUUCGAAGCCCUGUAUGUUUUUAUUGUCUCUAAUACCCUGGAGGAACGGUUCCAGGACUAAUAUGAAGAGAAUAGGGGAAAGAGGACACCCUUGUCUCGUCCCAUUAGUGAUGGUUACUGGUUGUGAUAACUGACCAUUGACCCUCAGUCUAGCAGUUGGUGUGGAGUAGAUGGAGUUUAACCACUCUUGCCAGCGUGGGCCAAAGCCUAAUUGCCACAUUGUGUGUUGUAAGAGUGCCCAGCUAACUCUAUCAAAUGCUUUCUCUGCAUCGAUAGCCAAUAGAAUACUGUUUAUUCUGCGUGAUUGAGCCCAAUGUACCAGAUUAAUGAUUUUAGUUGUGUUGUGUUGUGUUUUGCUUCCCUAUAUGGAACAAAACCUGCCUGGUCUUGGUGGAUAAGGCCAGGUAAAAGAGGUUUCAGUCUAGUAGCCAUGAUUUUUGUGAGAAUUUUGAGAUCCGCGUUUAUCAACGAAAUGGGUCGGUAACUGCCACAAGACGUAGGGUCUUUUCCCGGUUUAGGUAUUAGAGUAAUGGUCGCCUCUAGUGCUGACUUGGGUAUACUAGUUGACAGUUUAUGGGCAUUAAAUGCGUUAAUAAAGGGCUGUGCUAGGGUUUGAGCCAUUAAUUUGUAGUAUUUCCCAGUGAAGCCGUCCGGGCCUGGGCUUUUACCUAAAGGGAUAGUCUUAACUACCUGUUGGAAUUCUUCAAUCGUGAUGGGUUCAUCAAGGAAAGCCUUGUCUAUGGGUGGCAGAGUACAUUUAAUUCUGGGCGUCAAGAAGUCUAAUAUGUCUUGUGUGGUUGGUUGGGUGGAUUUCAGGUUAUAUAGAUGAGUAUACAAUUUAUGGAAUGCUUUAAAUAUGUCUGGCAUGUUACAGGAUAUAUUACCGUCCUCGGAUCUAAUUUCAGAGAUGAAGCUGGAUUGUCUAUCUACCUGUAGUGCUUGUGCAAGGAGUUUCCCCGCCUUACCUCCCUGCGUGUAGUAGGAGCCCUUAGUGAGCGAGAGUUUACGUUUUGCAUGCAGCGUCAGAAGCGAGUUCUGAAUGUUUAGUGAGUAGUAGAUUAUAAUUUUCUAAGGAAGAAGCACCCUGGUGUACAUUUUCCAAGACUUUAAUGUCCUUAGUGAGUUGGGUGAUUGUUUGUUCCCUCUUACGUUUUAGUGUCGAUGCUAUCCGAAUUAAUUCACCUCUAAGGACUGCCUUAUGGGCCUCCCACGUCAUGAUCGGAGUCGUGUCUGGAUUAGCAUUUUCUCUAAAGUAAUUUGUGGCAGUGUCUUUUAUUUGGUUGAUUGCUUCUGUACUAUUUAGUAUCAAGUCAUUGAGUUUCCAUUGAGCAGUGGGAUUAGGGAUUGAAGGGAUGGUCAGCCUAAAUGUGAGUGGUGCGUGGUCUCACCACGUGAUAGGACCAUAAGAAGCCGUGGUAAUCAGGGGAAGAUGUCUAUGGUGGAGGAAAAUUGUGUCUAUACGUGAGUAAGUGCCUGUGGGUGGCGAGAAGAAUGAAUAGUCUUUCUUCGUAGGGUUGACCGCUCUCCAGCUGUCAUAUAGUUGGGCAUUAUACAGAAUGUUUUUCAUUUGCAGUCUUGAUUGUGUUAGAUAACCCUGUGAGGUGGAAGUAGUGUCAAGAGUUUCAUCUAGGGAGAUGUUGAUGUCCCCUCCUAUUAUAAGGAUCCCUUCGUAGAAAUUUGAUAGUUUGCGCAGUAUUUUGUUGAGGGAUUGGGACUGUUUCUUGUUGGGUAAAUAGAUAUUUGCCAAAGUGAUUUGGGCGUUCCCUAUUUUCCCCUUCACGAAAAUAAACCUGCCUGCAUCAUCUAACUGUUGAUCCUGGUGCGUGAAUUGCGUCUGACGGCUUACGAGUAUGGCCACUCCCCUUGCCUUAGCUUCCGUGUAGUGGCUGAAAUAGCCUCUCGGGUAGUCCCUGUUCUGAAGUCUAGGGGGGGCAUCCUUACGAAAGUGUGUUUCCUGUACGUAAACAAAGUUCGCUUUAUGUCUAUGGAAGUCUGUUAGAGCUAUUGAUCUUUUCUCUGGGAUAUUCAGCCCUUUGGUAUUUUGCGAGACGACAAUUAUGGUGGACAUUGCUGCCGUGUAAUUGUCGCUAAAGGGCUGGAAAUAUUCGCAGUGCUGAGAUAGUUAUGUAUAGUAAGUUGUAUAAUGUAGGUGAGCUGGAGUCUCAGUCAGAUUCUCCUAAGGGAAAAUUCGGGUGUGCAGGUGAGGAAAAGUGGUGGCGUAGGUUACUUCAUAUAGGGACGCGUCCGAGGGGGGGACCAGAGGAUCUCCCAGACCUGCCCUGGGCACCCGGUCGCGCAGCAGACCCAGUAGUCCAAGUAGAGGUCCAGUCCCAGUCUUAGAAGAAUCCGUGAGUGGUUUAAGCUCUCGAUUUGAGUCCCUCGUCAGGCACUACUUGAACCUUAAUGCAUAUACAAUACAACAUAAAAAUCAAAAUGAAGGUACGUAUCGAUAUCGACAGCAAGGUAAUCGUUACAGCACAACAAAAGUAUUUCCUUAACUCUCUAUAACUGGAAUAUUGUCGAUUUGUGGACAUACAUUAGAGAGGAGUAUAUUAAUCCGAAGUAUAUGCCUACGUGGUUCAUGUAUUCUCUGUCUCAAGGAGUAAUCACUGUACUGUGCAGUAAUAUUAUGAAAGUUGUGUUGAUGGUUACACCCAGAGGUGUGUGUGGUAUGUUUCCCUUAAGGGGAAUAUAGUCCUGUCUCGUCACUGGAGAUAGAACCGUAAGUAAAUUGGGGUUGUGUGCUGCGAGAAUGUACCUAGGACCCGGGACUUGUUGAUCCUAUUCAUUUAAUCUACCUUUAGGAGAGAAGGUCAGAUGACCUAUAGCUAAGAGCGUAAACGUUGUAUGGGGGGGGGAAGAGCAGAACUAGGGAGAUCGGUCUGCCAAGCCGAGUCUUGCUUGAGAAGAAUGUUACAGCUACUCAAGAGUAGUCCUCUCGUGUUUGUUUUAUUUAUCAUUCUUAUUUAUGCGUGUUUGUUACUUAGUUAACUAUAUACAUUUCUUUUUUUAAAUUUUUUUUUUAAUGUAUUUUAAUACGAGAGUUACUCAUUUCCGAUUGUUAUCUAAUCUAGUCUCUAAAUUUUGGGGCUAUCCCUCGUGUCUAGUCAAGUUGGUUACUGUGGAAAUGAUGAGAGCUGACCCAGUUGUGUCAGAGGUGAGUAACCUUAACUACGAAUGACAGGCCCCUGCUUAUGACUCAAGGCUACUUCUAAUGUCAGAGUAUGUGGUAGCCGUAACUAAGAUCCCUGACCAAGGACUCUGCCGGGGCCAUCACUUAAAUGCUAAACUUAACUAGAUAAUAUUCGGUAUAGUAAAUAAACAAACAUAAAAACACGGGUAAGAACAAACUGCGUGUGGUAUGGGAGAUGUGGACCCAUGCUUUGUGUCUGCAUUGUCUUUAAAUAUACGACCUGAGAGUGCGAGAUGAGUCUCUCCCUUCAUGGGGAUGGUGAUCGUUGUAGUUUUACAGUCAGCUCUGUAUUUGUUAAGGAGAGUGUCUCAGGGUCAAUGGUGAGUGUGCAGUUUGAUAAGUCCCAAAUGCUGACAUGCACGGGGGUAGGAAGAGGUCAAAGGUGUAAAGCUGCGUAGCGUUAGACAAAAAUCCCGGGUAUGGUGGAAAUGUUGCAACUUCUGUCACUUUAUGUGUCAGGUAGCAUGUAGGAUAUCAUCUCGUAAGGCAGCUUUAGUUGUUAGGAUUUGUUCUCGGUUGAUUUUGGGUGUUGAGCUGUCGUUCCUGUCGGUGGUGAGGUGAGAGGAGCCUGUUCUCUACCCUCCUUGUCUUCGCCGGGGUGGUCCAUUUCUGUCUUUGGGAAGGUUGAGUGCUGUCUUGGUUUGGUAACGGGUAGUUCCAGUCCAUGAUAGCUGUAUCUGGCAAGUCCAGUGCUCUGAGGAAGGGAGGGACGUCUAAGGUUGAGGCAAUUUGAUGGAUGUUUCCUUCGUUAUUCACUAUUAGGGUCGAACGGGAAGCCCCAUCUAUAUCUGAUAUUUCUGUUACGUAGAAGCUCAGUGAUUGGCUUAAGUGCCCUUCUUGCCUGUAAGGUAUACCAGGAGAGGUCUGGAUACAUCUGAAUUGGAUUCCCGUGGAAUAGGAGCGGUUGCGAGGUGUCCCUCAAUGCUCUCAGCACCAGAUCUUUGGUUGUAAAGUAGUGUAGCCUACAAAUGACGUCUCUGGGGGAGUCUUGCGAUAGCCCCCUAGGUCGAAGUGAGCGAUGAGCCCUGUCUAGGAGCAUUUGGCUGGUACCAGAGCCUCCUAUUAUAAGGGUAAAGAGCUCUGUUAAGAUAGCUGUUAAAUCCUCAUUUUGGGCUUCUGGGAUCCCCCUUAUGCGCAGGUUAUUUCUCCUCCCACGAUUAUCUAGGUCGUCUAUAUGUCUCUGGGUGGCGGACAUAAAUUGUAUAUGUGAUUCUAAGGUUGAGGAAAUAUUGGAGAUUUGGGCUUGCAUUGCAUCCUUCUCCUCCUCCAGGUCUGUGACCUUUAGGUUCAUUUGUUGAAUUUCGGAGCCCAUUUCUGCCAAUUUGGUAUGGAGUGUGGCUUCUAAUUUCCCAAUCAUAGUUUGGAGGUCAGAUUUGGACGGAAGAUUCCGCAGCAUGUCUUUUAUGUCUAAGUCCCCGCUAUUAUCUAGCGAUUUUAACGAACAUUCUGACAUGUGGGGGCUUUGUGGCUGCAUUUCCUCUACGGAAUCAGCAUCCGCCAUCUUGGAGGUCGCGGCCGCGGCCUCCAUCUCCCGAUCGAGAUUGUCUUUAAAGUAUCGGGUGAGAGAGCCCGAUUUAGGUAUGGGGGUUUUCCCCUGUUGCCCCUGUACCUGGGUCUGUCUCUUGGGAUUGCCCAUUUCGCGUGUGUCUCUCCGAUUGUAGCGGAUCGUGCCCGGGUCCGGAGGAGCUGAAUCAGAACGCGUCCAUCAGGCUUCCCGGCUAGCCACGCCCACUAGUUCUUUCUUUUAUCCAAAAUGGUUUUAAGAUUUGUUUAGGUUUUUUUAUGUUGAAACAGAAGAACUUUUAAAUAGUAGUAUACUUGUGUACGGCAGAAAAAAAUCAGUUUAGGUGAAUUAAUUUGGUUGAAAAAAAUAAAUAAAUUUGGUCCUCCGUUUUGCAUCGUCUGAACUUCAGCCAUACAAGCAAUUCAGGGAAAACUAUUUGAACGUAACAAAAGGGAGUGAAAAUGAGUCUAUCACUGUACUGCACAAUAUAUACAUAAUAUUUAUAUGUAUACAUAAUAUGCAGUACAGUGAUAUUAUUUUUGCACCUUUUUAAUAAAGCUUAUUUAAGUCAUUAUGUGUUGUUUUCCCAUUCAAAUGUGUUCCACGAGCAAUCAGUAAUAGUGAUUUUUUUUUUUAAAUUCUUUAUUUUAGUUGUGCAUAAGUGGUACAAAUAGCCUUGCAAUGCCACAACAGCGAGAGCAAGCUAACCAAGCAACACAGUGAAACAAUUGUAUGGCAAUUUUUUAAAUUAAAUAGUAUAAGAUAAAACAUGGGAAGUGUCUAACGAUGGUUUAAUCACAAGGGACUCUGAGGGUAAGAGAUGGAAGAAUUUAAUACAUUAAAUAAAAGUGAGAUAAAAUAUGAUGAAAUAACAUUUGCAUUGAAAAUUACAAAUAAAGUGGGUAAACCAAACAUGCAACCUAUGCUGAAAGGGGUGGUUAACAGUUGCCUGUCCGCAUUCCUCCAUGAAAAAGACAGUGCAAGUUCAGGGGGAGAUGAUGCAAAAUGUCAUGUGGGGCCUUCAGCCGAUGCCUGCCAUGGGCGAGGUGCAGCCCCUCACUAUGGCACCAUUCAGUGCCUUAGUACUACCUUUGUGGUAUGUCAGGCCCUGAGCUUUUUUCUGGCUUGCCCUCUGAACUUGAGGCCUCCCAGGUGUCUUCAUUUGUGGUCGGCAGCUGGGUGUAAGCCUGUGUGCUGUGUUCCCUCGGCACCACCAUAGUGGCCUGUGCCUCUUGAGCUGGGCCACCCCAGGAUCCGCAACAAUGCAUUGUUUCCUGGGACUUCAGAGUCUCUGUGCAGGCAAUCAAGUCCAUUUGGCGGGCUGGAGAUACUAGUGUAGCAAGUCCUGACAGAAUUCUUCCCUCCAUUUUGAACCAGGAACUUACGGCUUCCGCCAUGUUGGAUGCAUCUUGCCUAGGUGUCUCCGUAAACGUAGCAGUUGCAAGCCUUCUAUGAAGUAAGGGGACCCUUGUGGUGGGAACUGGGAUCACCCCCAUUGUUUUAUAGGGAGGGGCAUAGGCGGGGCUUCAGCUUCAUAAUAUCACGGGUCUGUGUGCGUCGGAUUUGGAGAUCGGUCAACCCUCCUCGUCAGAACACCUGCAAUGACCUGCCUUGCUUGCAGUCAAUGAGGAUUGCUGCUUGGACAAUCGCUGACCAGCAGCGGAGGCAGGCCCUAACCAGUCAGUUAACACAGUAUGCCAAGGGAAAUUAAUUUGCUCAGGAUGAACAGAAAAAAGUACUGGCGAUUGGACUAAUUCAGUCAGGACUUGCGGAACUCCUAGAAAACUUGUUCAGGUGCCCUUGCAGUCAGGCCCCGCCCACAAUAUUCAUGAUUUCGACCAUUCAGUUACUUUGAGCAUUCAGUUACGUAUUUUAAGCAUUUGGCCUGUCUGAUCACUUGUGUAUUUCUUUAUUAUUUCUUUAAAUUUAUUAUUUAUUGAUUUGAUUUAGGGCUACCCACCAACCAUCAAUCAUCUCUUUUUUUGAAGCCACAGACGGAACUCAAAAUCACAAAAUCAGACAAAAUGUUAAUUGUCCGAGUCAUUUGAUUAGUGGUGUUCUCAUUUUGUGCAGGUGUUACAGCACUUGGCAAAAAUUUGUGCAAAUUGCAACCCACUUGAAACCGAAUGUACAAGUCUAGUUAGUAGCCAUGAGCUUCACUAAUCAGGAUAUUGAAUACAGUAAGCAUUUCAUACUGAAAAAAAGCUGAUGCACACAAACAUGGAAAUCUUUAUAAUGUUGACUGUCUCUUUAAUCUUUAGUUGAUAGUUACUUAGACCUCAUUAAAAUAAUGUAACAUAAUAAUGUAAUAAUGCCUAUAGUAUCAGACUUGAGUCAAAGAAAAACCCCCACUAGACCUACUCUUGAUUUUUAUUUUUAAUAUUCUUUCUUUGGGGGGCGUGGCUAGCUGGGAAACUGAGCAGACAUGUUGGCGUGGAGCUCCAGCUAACCACAUUAAUUAAUUCACUAUAAAGCCAUGAUCUUACAGCCAAAAGCUUUAUCAGAAGCGCUACACUUCACCCCUAACCCCCCCCAACACAGAGAUGGGGCAAAAAACAGAAGAAAAUUAAUCACUGUGAAACCUCCAGAUUGCCCGAUAUCAGGUAAUCAUUUGACAGGCCUAAGAUGGCAUCUACUAGGGCUAGGCGGCAGAGUUCCAGCGACUCAGAGACAUCCCCAGAUGAGGAGAUACCCACAAUCUUCAGGCCACUAGGGAGGUGUAUCGGGGGAUGAAUUCCAAUUCAGAUGACUCCCCGUCCACCAAGGGAGACAUAAAAAAAAUUACUGCUAGAUCUAUGGGAGGUCUGGAAACAAGACCUGGAUAGAGUGAGAUCAGAAAUUAAUGACCUGAAGACGCGCAUCGGGGCAUUGGAAGACCGGGAGGGAGACAGAGAGUGUAUACUUACGGAAACCUGCUCCCAGAUGGAGUCCAUGUCCCAACAAAUCCUACGACUUAUCCAUACUGUGAAUACAAUAGAGGCACGGCACAAGAGGAACCUCUGCAUCCACGGCGCUCCAGAAAACCUGGGCCCUGAGGCCUUACUAGAGUUCAUCAAUAAAGUAGUAACGGAUAUGGGAGCGAAGAAAGCUGGUGAAGCGAUGCCAUAGUAGUAGCAUUCCAUAUCAGAAAAGCCCCAACUGCUUCUGUGGAUGCACCCAGGGACAUCAUUGCUUUCACCCGGGACAUCUCUGUAAACGUGGCCAUCCUGACCCGUUCAAAAAACACACCUACCACCAAUGUCGAGGGCUCCCAAAUUAACAUCUACAAUGACCUGCCUUUUACGAUCUUACUUAAAAGAAGAAAAUUCAUGCCGGUCACCAAGCAAGUGUGGGAACAUGCAGUAGAUACCGCUGGAGAGUGCUGGGCACCUUGGUGGUGUCACAUGGAGCCACAGCGCACUCAAUGUCAUUGACUGACGACCCCGCAGAUUUCCUGCACGCACUUGGGCUAACAUAAACCUCAUCUCCCCCACUAAUGGACGACGCCUCCCAAGCCACAAUUGAUAACAACCGGGAGCAGGAGAGGCGCACUGAAAGGCAAGGAUAUCGCACUCACAAAACCCCCCAUAGGACUGUUCAUAUACAGGACUGCCAGAAGCUCAAGUGCUAACUGUGCAAUGUCAAGGUACCCGAGAGACCAAAGCCUAAAAUGGACUCAGAUAUUUUUUUAUUUUAUUAAUAUAUUUAUUUAUUUUAUUUUUUUCCCUCUCCUUUGUUAGAUUUCUAGUUACGCUCUUUGAAUGGUUGGAGCUCUCAUCACUUACUAAGAUAUUCAAUAUCAGUUCAUUUUCCCCCCUACAUAAGUGAGACAGGUCCCACAUGACUGUGGUAGAGGCUAACAGGCUGAACAUGCAACAAGAGGAGUGAGUGGGGAGAUGCUGGUGAGUGUGCGAAUGCAUGGACAGAGACGAGAUCAGAGGACAGAUAGCUAGGCUUAGUGAUACAUGCAUGACGUGACUUACUGGCACACUCAACUCAGUUUAGCUGGGCCCUCUCACAAGGACGGAACAAAAACAGUGAUGUUGUCUAAAGCACAUGCUAGGCUGUUUCAUAUAUAAGACACAAAGGCAGCAGUUUACAGACUGAGGGCGAGAAAGCCGGAUCGGAAAUGUUGCGAAUGAAUGGAACUGAAUGUAUUGGUCCAGGUGUCUGAGGUGAGAUGUCAGUCACAAGGUGGGGGACAUGAGGGGAGGGAAGGGGAAGAGGGGAGAGGAAAAGAUGAAAGAGACUGAAGUAGUAUGUAGAGAAGGUGUAGAUAUGGGAGAGUGGGAGUGGGAAUAAGGACGCACGGAGAACAUAAUCUCCUCAAUGAACCUUAGCUUGAAAUUUCCCCCUAUAUUUUUGAUGUCUGAUAAUAUUUUUUAAUUAGUUUUUUUUCUUCUUACUUUUAUAUAUAUCCUAUUAUAUAGAUGAAAUAUGAGACCAUCUAUAUUGCUUGAAUCCAUGGUUAAACUGAAGUUGAUGACUUUUUUGUUAUACUGCCACAUCAAAAAUAAAGAAUUUAAUAAAAAUAUAUUCUUUCUUUGCAGCUGGAAUCAUAAGAUCAGAUUGAGUAACGAGUCACAUUUUGCAGGGUAUCUUGUUGGUAAUUAUCAUCUCUUUUUCUGUGUCUUAGUUCAGACUCAACCUCCGACGAAUCUCAGAGCAGAGGAGCAGAUAAAUAAUGGCUACAUGGUGCGAUGGGAUCCUCCAGUUCUUUUUUACAAAAAUGUUGAUUUGUCAUACCAGCUGUGUUACUGGAAGCAGGUACAUAAAUAUUGUAUAUAUAUAUAUAUAUAUAUAUAUAUAUAUAAUGGGCUUACAUUUUGUAAGUAAGAAACACAAGGUAGGUUUCUAGGAGCACUAGCAGUAUCCAGAUAUUAUAGAGACACGUUAUAUGGAUGAAAAUAAAGACAUAUGGUAGCAGAAUAAAGAACAAGACAAAGGGGAAGCACAGAUAGUAGGGACAGGUUGUGCUAGUGGGACAAGGGUAAAGUGACCAACUUAGUUUUCUUUGUCUCUUGAAAGUAGUUGCCAUUUAGAGAUUAGUAGACUAGAAAACUAGAAGAAAGGACGAGAAAGUUCAUUCUAUAAAAAUGAAACAGCCCCGGAGGAGUCUUGAAGAUGAGAAUUGAGUUUUGGGAUAUGAAGUGAGGACACAUUUAGGACGUUCACCACGAAGAGAGACCGCAAUGGAUUUUAUUUAAUACGUUUAUAUUAAUCAUGAGUUGGUUUAUACUAAUUAUGACGGGAAUAAUAAAUGUGUGAAUAUGCAAUAGAGAGUUAGUUGAAUAUUUUGUUUUAAAAGGGCUGACAAUGUGAGCUCCAAUUUUAAGAGUGAAUUUAAUUUUAGAAUGAACCAUUAAUGUGUUUUGUGUCUCACGUCCUUAUCUAAUUAUAUGUUGCUUCUACGUAGGGAGAUCCAGAAUGUCCUGCUGAACUAUUGGUCAAUGUCUCUGGUAAAUUCCCAGAGUACCACAUCUUGAGUUCAGAUCUCCAAGGCAGUACUGUGUACCUAGCCAGAGUACGCACAAGGACUGACAUCAGCCAACCCUACAGAGGUCAUUGGAGUAACUGGAGCAGGGAGACUUCUUGGAAGACAAAGAAAAGUGAGAACCAUUGACUUGAUUAAUAUUUAAUCUGAUAUAAUUUACCUCAUUACUUUACCAUUAUACCAUACUUCUCCAUUUACUUUUAUUUGUUAAUUUAUACUUCUGUUCAUUUUAAAUGUUUUCUCUCAAACUUAGCCAGAUUUAUUUUCAUUUAACUUUGUUUUAUUGAACUAGACUGUGAUGAGAACAUAUAACCAGUAAUGCAUUUCUUUGGGGAGCACGCUGUGUUCUUAUUUGCUUUGAGUGUGAAAUGUUCUUAUUACAGUUUUAUGAUUGUUUUUUUUUCUUUUCAGCACCUGUGAUUAUUUGUGGUGCAUGUAACUUAGAUUCCUGUUAUCAGUAGAAGACUGUACAGCUUAUAUUUUGCCAUAGACGGAAUAACCCUCUAGGUCUUCAUAACAUUGGUUCCCGAACAUUUUAGACCAACACACAUUAAAAUAAGAGAAAACAUGUUCACAGCACACUUACUGGUUUUUAACCUGUACCAGGUGUUUAUAAAAGUCACAUUUUAUUGUAGCCUUACUAGAGAAGUACACAACAUGUAUAGUACAUGCAUAUAGCUGUAAUGGCUUUCAUUAAUGUGGUUAGUUUUAGUAAUUGCCAGAUAACAGUCACAAUUUUAUUGCCAGUAUAUAUUGUCGAUAUAUUAGUCAAAGAAGCUCACGUAAGGGAUGAAUUCAAUAUGUUACAGCCCUACAGUCAGUUUAUUCAUGGCACAAUUUGGGGUGGCUUAUGGCACACCAGUGUCCUAUAAUGCACCGAUUGAAUUAAAACAAAACACUGUUCAUAGCAUUUUGUCUCCAAAAUGAGUCUGCAUUAAGAUUUCUCCUGUUAUCCAUACCACCAUCUUGUGACUACCACAAUAGUCUUCUCAAAAAUGCUAUCUGUGAAAAUUUGGGAUUGGAAGUCUAGUAAUUGAGCUUUUUAUAGACAUAAUUUUUUUUGAGAAAAAUAAAAAGUGAGUCAAAAGUCAUAAUUUUCAAGUGCAAAAGGGGCAGAUGGGAUCAAACAAUUUUGACGCAAUCUCCUUCUCACUAUUUGUUAAUUACAUUGACCUUUUCUGUACUCUAUGGUAUGUUAAUAUAUAUAUAAUAUUUAUUUUCUGUUCUUUUCCAGCUGUCGAUAACACGAUUCUUUAUAUAGUUGCAAUAGUUUGUGUAAUAGUGCUGAUAUCCUGCGUCUUUGUAGGACAUAAAUACAUCAAGAGGUGAGUUCAUAUUGAUACAAAAUGGAGCCUGAUCCUAUGUAUUUAAUGUAGCCUUAUUAACAUUAAAGGUCUUCGUCUUCUUCAUAAUAUCACACUUGCAAAAAAAAAAAAAAUUUUUUUUAAAUGCCAUAUCAAAUUAUGUAUCUGAUUUAAACAUUAAUCAGUAUGACCAAACAAUAAGGGAAUAUAUUUAUAAUCAUAAAACGGAAUAACAAAUUCUAAAAUACAUGCAAAAACCUUUAAAAACAACACCUGUUCAUUUGUCAAUGUUUUUAGGAUCAGUUCGCAAGUGAUUGUAGGCACAGAAUUUCUCCUAAUCCUUAACCGUUCCCAUAAAGUAUGAACAGAACAAUCAACUAAUAUUUUAUACAAAACUGCAUAAUGGAUUAAACCACCAAUAUACUACAUUCAAGUUUUGUAACUUGUAUUUUGACAGAUUCUUGAAGCAUUGGGAAGAAUCCUUUCCAAAUCCCAGCAAGAGCAAACUUCUCAGCAUGUACCCUCUGGUGAGUUACGCAACAUUACCAAUGGAGGUUACAUAGAUGGUGUGAAAUGGUGCAGAAUGCAAUUUAAAGAAUAGGGGAAAUAAGUGAUAAUCAGCUAUGAUGAGUAAGUGAAUAGAUUGGGUAAUGAACAGAAAAUAGGCAGGAAAAAAAUAAAAUGCAUAUUUUGGUGACAAUGAAAAAGGAAAACAUAUAAAUGAAUGGCAGACAGAAUAAAGAAGUGAAUGAUAGGAAAUGUAAGCAGAACAUGUGAUUGAUAGAAAUAGCUCAAUAAUUUCAGUAAAAAUAAGUCACAUAGUAAAGGGUAAUGCUAAACAGAGGACAGAAAGGAAGAUACUGUGUUUUAAUACAUUUCUCUGUUUGUAAAGCGAUGUGUGAAUCCGAGUGUAUCCAUAUUCAUAAAAAAUUAUAAUGCAGAGGAUGAGGAGCCCUCCAUGUUUCUUCAUGAAAGGUAAUAAUCUUUAUAAAGCUUGAGUUAGUGGAACAAAAGAUAUCUGAGGAUGGCAACCACAGAUUACAUGUUCGAUAAGAAAAGACACAGAGUAAUAUGUUGUUAUCUCAAUCUUGAGUUAUAAGGCUACUGUAUAAAUACCGGUACAUGUUUCAAAUAAACCAGUGCGUUUGACUUAAAGAAAUACUCCAAACACCUCAUCCUCUACAGCAGUGGUUCCCGAACUUCUUAGGUUCAAGCCUCCCUUAAAAUUUCAAUAUUUUUCCAAGGCGCCCAAGGCAAAACAUUGUCUAGGUUGUAUAUAUGAACAACGCUGCGGCAUAUACUGGGCCCCUCUUCGGCAGAAAUGCUUGCCUUUCAGAACCUAAUCUUGGGAGGGGCACUGGUAGAUUAUUUAAAGAAACAAUCCAGGCAUUACUUUGUAGUGGUUAUGGUGCCAGUAGUGCUGUAGUGCCCUCCCAGGGUAAGUAGUGAAACUGUUUAAGAACAGUUUGACAACUUACCUAGGAUCUGCCGGGAUAAGGGCUGUAGUGUUUGUGUGUCUGUGAGAGGUGCAAUAUGUGUGUGUAUGAGUUGUGGAGUGUGUGUGUGUGUGUGUGUGUGAGGGGUGCAGUGUGCAUGGCAGAUGCAGUGUGUGUGUGUAAGAAUUGCAGUGUGUGCAUGUAAGGGGUACAGUGUGUGUACAGGGGUGCAUUGAGUUUGUGAAGGAUGUAGUGUGUUUGUGUGUGUGUGUGGGGUGCAGUGUGUGUAAAGGAUAUAGUGUGUGUGUGUGAGCGGUUCAGUGGGUGUAUAUGUGGGGUAGUUUGUGCGUGAGGGGUACAGUGUGUAUGUGUGUAAGGGGUACAGGUUGUGUGAGGGGCACAGUGUGUGGGGGGGCAGUGUGUGUGAGGGGUACAGUGUGUGUGAUUGGUACAGUUUGUGUGUAUGGAGGGGCAGUGUGUUUGUAUGGGGGUGUAGAGUGUGUGUAUGGGGGUAGUGUGUGUGUAUGGGGAGCAGUGUGUGUGUAUGGGGCAGUUAUUGUGGUCUGUGAGAGUAGGAAGGGGGACAGUACUAAUCUCUGGUGGGAAAGCCCUGGUGGUCCAAGUGGUGAGAGUGAAUUCUAGCAGCUCCUGAUGCGUGCAAGCUCCGAGCUUGCAAGAGUAGAACCCGUGAAGCUGCAGGUUAGAAGUCUCCAGGGUCCUCUCUUCCUCCCCUGCCUGCUGCCAGCAUUACAGUGCUAGCGGGCCGAUGAGGGAGAUCUCUGAUCUGGUCCUGCAGAGCCGGCAGUGGAGAGUGAGGCAUGGACGGUUCCCGGUGCUAUGAUCAUUUGAUUAUAGCACUGGGAAAUAUUUUACGGCGCCCCUGUGUGUCUGCACACAGUUUGGGUACCGCUGCUCUACAGUGUGCUGUAGUGGAGCUGCAAUACUACGAUCCAAAAUCUCUGCUGGGAUUCUCCCACAGUUAUGGUGCCAUUGUGCCCCGGUGCCCUACCAAUGUAAGUAAUCAAACUAUUUUCUAUUGGUCUCCCUGGUGCAACUCCCCACCUCUCUCCAACAGAAGUAAGAGCUGGAAGAUCCUGUUAGGAGCUUCCGUUAGUUCUCCUGAUCUAAGCUCUACUAAGUGGGGCCAUCUGUAGUGGUCAUGGUGCUUGGAGCAUUUCUUUAUUACCAUAAUGUUGCAGUAAAUGUCAAUGUUUAUAUGUUUAGCAGGCCUAUUGCAGCAUGGAUCCUUUGAUCCAAAUCUCCUUUUCAGAUUGCUAAUUCUUUUCCUGCAAUAUAUUUACAUAGGCCGCUACUGAAUCCUCUGGUUAAACACUUACUAGAGUUCUUGUGACAAAGGAAUUGAAAUAGUGCAGUUUUUUAACACUAUAGUCACUAUAGUCACCAAAACAAUUUUAACUUAAUGAAGCAGUUUUGGUGUAUAGAUCGCUCCUGCAAUCUCACUACUCAGUUCUCUGCCAGUUCUCUGUAAAUCAGUUUGUUUAUACAGCCCUAGUCACAUCUCCCUACAUGUGACUUGUACACCCUUUCUAAACACUUCAUGUAAAGUGAAAUCAAAUGCUUACUAAUGUUUAAACUUUCUUUAUUGCACAGUCUGUUUGAUUUAAAAGUUCUUAUCUCGAGCACUGUUAAUAGCUAGACCUUUCAGGAGUAUGUGAUUAAAGUUUAAUUUAUAGAGCAAGAGAUAAAAACUUCUAAAGUAAGUUAACACCUUGUUGAAAAUUAAACCAUUUUUUUCAUUCAGGUGAGUUACAGCCAUGAUAAAUGUGGCUAGGGCUACAUAAACAUAAACAAAAGUGAUUUAACUCCUAAAUGGCAGUGAGUGAAUUGAGCAAUGAGACUGCAAGGACAUGAUCUAUACACCAAAACUGCUUUAUUAAGCUAAAGUUGUUUUGGGGACUAUAGUGUUCCAUUAAUACCAAAAUGUCUUACCAUUUUGUAUACUAUUUACCUUCUCUGUGUAACACACAUUCUCAUGAAAUGUGUCAACUGAAUCAGAGCUUAAACAUCUCCAUGUGUAUCUCUCUACCCUUCUACCCAUCUAAUGCCUGAAGUGGAAUAAACAAGUUGAACAAAUAUGUGAAAAUGAAAAAGUUUUUACCUAAACUCAACUGGUUCCACCUUUGUCAAUGUCCUUGUAUGGGUGUAAGUGUAGAUGAAAGAAGCAUUUUGUAGCAAAUCAUUUUUUAGCAUUUCUUUUUUAAAAGAAAAACAUUUAUAACCCUUGUAACACAGACAUUGUUAAUGUCUUAUUUUAUUCUGAAUAAAUAUAGCAUAGACAGGUAUUGUUUUGUGUUUCAGUGUAUGUGAUAAAGAUCUCGUUGUGAGCAUGUUUGAAAUUGUUUGUAUUUAUGUAUAUAAGAUAAGCUUCUCAUUGAAUACUUAUUCAAACUUUAUAGCAAGCUUGUUUUCAAGCAAUGAAUAAUCAUGUGAAUAUUAUUCUGUUCAGAUGAUUUGUCUGUAGUUUUUUCCAUUCAUUAUUUUACAUGACAAUGUUAAUUACUAAUUCUUCCUUAAACUGUAGACAAAAAAAUAUUUUUUGUACCCUCUCACAGAAUUCACCCCUACCUCCUAAACCCAGUAUCUUUAACACUUAUCGCAAGUUACAUUCUAAACACUGUUUUAGUUCGGGUUUCGUAAAAUAAAUAGAUUCCUUAUUUUACUGUUAACCAAAAUGUAUGUUGGUGUCUUUCAUUGUUCCUCCUACUUCUCCUUGGCAGGCAUGUUAAUCUAUUACAGAUUGAAAAAGUAAAUGAAGAAAUAGUUAAACCUGUUGAAGAAGCUCCACCAAUGCCAAAUGACUGCCCUCUUGGACCUUAUGCAUUAAUCCCAACAACAGAAAUGUGUAAUCACUCAAAUGAGAUACCAUCUGGACCCACCGGGCCAAACAUUGAUAACAAUGAACAACUUCCCAGUUCUGCAAUACAGCAAUCCAAGAGUGACUAUAGUGAAUCUAGCUUUAUGUUUGCUCAUGCCCAUGCUAUGUUUAACAUGGGAGGUAGUAAGAUAAAGAACAUGGAGUAUUUUUUACCUGAGCAGGUUACUCCAUUAAGAAAGUCUACCCAACCCAAAGAGCACAGGGACUAUGUGUUAGGUAUGGGAGCACAGGCAACUCCUCAAAUGCCACCACCACAGAGUGGGAUGAAGUGUGGUGUUAAGUGUAAAUGUUAUUCAUCUUUACCAAUUCCUUCUGAAGUCCAGUUUCCCACAGAAGGACCCUUCAUGGUGAUAAACCCUGAUGGAACAGGGCCUGUCAUGCUAAGGCAGGUAGGAGAUUAUUGUUUCUUCCCAGGGCUACGCGGAAGCCAAGACAAAUUAGAAAUGAAGAAGGCACCAUCCACAGAGCAGACAGAGCAGCAUGUCCUGCCAGACCCUGGCCUAACAGCUCUUCAGGCAAUCAAGGUUAUGCACAGUGGUUAUUUUGCCCUACCUCAAACCUAAAGGUUUUAAUUGGCCCCUCCAGUGAGGUGCUACAGUCAGACAAAGUUGUACCUGUUUUAGUAAGAGGCCACAUAGUUAUUGUUUUCACAUCUAGAUUGUGCUUUCUGUCUAUAAGUGUUAUUUACAUUGAUAUGCAUGAAUGCUGUUUAAUUUACACUGAUGACCCUUUUCAUCUUUUUAUACACAUUAAUGAAUGACAUUAAACUACUAGAAACUUGAAACUUAGUGAAAUGCUAUUCAAGUUGUAAUGCUUUCUAACGUUUAACCGUUUAUUAGAUUACUUUAUUUUGCAUCAAUUGAUGUUUACUGCAAAAUUGUAUUUAUUGUGUUCCUUAUUU